Messenger RNA from Suillus discolor, 321 nucleotides. RefSeq lists its product as uncharacterized. The annotation marks the transcript as partial. The transcript is spliced from 2 exons. NCBI's taxonomy places the organism in Eukaryota, Fungi, Basidiomycota, Agaricomycetes, Boletales, Suillaceae. The record is from RefSeq and is a predicted model, not a curated record.
CUUGGUGCGAUGAGCUUCGGUUCCCCGAAAUGGGUUCCCUGGGUCCUUGACGAGGAGCCCUCUAUUGAAAUAAUGAAGGCUGCUUGGGAUCUUGGUGUUAACACCAUCGACACCGCUAACAUUUACUCAAACGAUGAGUCGGAGCGCCUUGUCGCCAAGUUUAUUAAAAAGGUGUGCCUUACCGAUGUCCUAAAUUUACAUUCAUUAAUGUACGAACUUCCCAGAUCAUUAUCGCCACCAAAUGCUAUGGCCUUGUUGCAAACGAUCCUUCCAUCCCGUCGUUCUUCAUGCCCGAUCUCGAUUCUAACCAUAAUUUUGUAA